AGCAGUUCAGCCCGGCGGUCUCGCACAGCAUUGUGGGUAAUGGGCUUAGCAGCCGCCCCCCUCCCUCCACACGCACUCCGCUCUCUGCCGGAUCCAGAGCCGCCCCGAACUCCCAGGACCGGGCUGGGACCGCAGCGGGUCGCCGAGGCUGUGAGACAGAGCGGGCGCGAGUGCAGUGCGGGGUCCGGGGUUCGAGGUCCGAGGCACGAGGCACCAUGAGCGUGAACGAGCACUCCCUGCAGGCGCUCUCCUGGAGGAAGCUCUACCUGAGCCGCGCCAAGCUGAAGGCGUCGAGCCGCACGUCGGCGCUGCUCUCCGGCUUCGCCAUGGUGGCCAUGGUGGAGGUCCAGCUGGAGGCCGACCACAACUACCCCCCGGGGCUGCUGAUCGCCUUCAGCGCGUGCACCACGGUGCUGGUGGCCGUGCAUCUCUUCGCCCUCAUGAUCAGCACCUGCAUCCUGCCCAACAUCGAAGCCGUGAGCAACGUGCACAACCUGAACUCGGUGAAGGAGUCGCCGCACGAGCGCAUGCACCGCCACAUCGAGCUCGCCUGGGCCUUCUCCACCGUCAUCGGCACGCUGCUCUUCCUGGCCGAGGUGGUCCUGCUCUGCUGGGUCAAGUUCCUGCCCGUGAAGCCGCAGUCCGGCUCCGGCAACGGCACCAUCAGCGCCGGCGAGGCGGCCGCCAUCGCCUCCACGUCCAUCAUGGUGCCGUUCGGCCUGGUCUUCAUCGUGUUCGCCGUGCACUUCUACCGCUCGCUCGUGAGCCACAAGACGGACCGGCAGUUCCAGGAGCUCGAGGAGCUGUCCAACAUCACGCGCCUGCAGAACGAGUUGGACCACCGGGCGGAGGCCGCCACCCUGCAGCCCCCCGCCGCUCACUUCCCGUGACGACACGGGUGCGAGGAACCAUGUGGCCGCCCCCCCCCGCCCCCACCUUGAGCCA
Molecule: messenger RNA, 945 nt
Organism: Scleropages formosus (Asian bonytongue)
Lineage: Eukaryota; Metazoa; Chordata; Actinopteri; Osteoglossiformes; Osteoglossidae
Gene: orai1a
Product: ORAI calcium release-activated calcium modulator 1a
Exons: 2
Coding region: 216-890 (224 amino acids)
Biological process (GO): store-operated calcium entry
Cellular component (GO): membrane
Molecular function (GO): store-operated calcium channel activity
Source: RefSeq, a predicted model, not a curated record